GUCUUUAUCCUAUACUCUGCUCUGCAAAAAUUCGUCUCUCAUUUCUUCUCAUCUCCACAAUUUCAACUUUCUCCCCUCUCUGCAAACUCUUCCAUCACUGGCUAUGGCGGCUUUUGGUGCUGUAACCAUUUUAAUGGACACACUCCAUCAAAACUUCCUCCAACCCACACCCCUUUUCCCUCUUCGCAACAAAACAAAGGUCAAAUUACUUUACAAAAAUCUGUCUUCUUUGCGAACCUGUCUUGAACAAUAUUUCAAAGUGGGGGAGUGUGAUGAAGCAGUGAAAGCAUUGGAAGCACAAAUGAGAGAUGUCUCCGUCGAACUAAGGUUCCAAAUUGAACAUGAAUUGAGAUUGUUUUACCUGGGGAAAUCCAUGAAGCUUAGGCUUCAGUCUGCUCAAAAGCUUCUUCCCAUUUUGAGUGGAGCAAUUAAAGGCGGCAUAGAAACUAUGGAUUUCAAUUGUGUGAUGGAGAUCCUAAGGAAGCACUUCACGCUGCCGGUAUCAGGCAUGCCGCCUCAUAUAUACAAAAGGGUCAAAUCUUUUUGCAGGCAGCAUCAACUCUUUCUCUAUGGAAAAGAGAAUGAGGAUGAUGAACAAGAGAGCAAGAUUGAUGUACUGAGGUACUUCAUAUGGUGCGUGCCGUCUCAAAUAAAGAAAAAGGUGAAAUCUUGUUUCAGACGGGAAAGGAAAAUCGAGAGAAGGAGGUAUAUGUUGUUGUACAAAGCAGAAAGUGUAAUCAGACAAGAACUCAGAGCCUCUUAUCUCAAUAAAUACAUGAAACAACGGAUACAGGCUACACAAAGGAUUCGCCAACUCUUCAUCCAAGGAAUUAGCCUCACAUCUUACAUCAAGAAAGACAUGUUGAAGGUCAAGAAUGCAUACCACCAAUCCAACAACUCACAGAACAACAAUCCUGCUUCUCUUAGAGGGCUGGAACCCGAUAACAUUAUGGUUGUUGAUUCAAAGUCUACAAUCCAAAUGGUGGGCUGCGAUGAUGUGUUCAACACCAUAAUGGACAACCUGAGCCAGCAAUCCUCAAAACGAGAAAUUGUCUCAAUUGUGGGAAUGGGCGGCAUCGGCAAAACCACCUUAGCUAGAAGAAUUUAUGAAGAUGCUUCAUUCCUUUCUCACUUUGAUCAUCGAGCAUGGGUUACUAUCUCACAGGAGUAUAAUCCCAGACAAGUGUUCCAAUGCCUGCUUUGUUCUCUUGACCCUGCAAGGGCCAGUCACAACAAUGGAGAUAGCAACUACGAAUUGGCUCGUGAGCAAGUAUACAGGCUCCUAAAACAUCAAAGGUACUUGAUCGUAGUAGAUGAUAUUUGGAGUACAAAUGUCUGGGAUGAUUUAAUGAGAUGUUUUCAGGAUGACAAUAUUGGAAGUCGAAUAUUGUUGACCACUCGGCAAAAAAAUGUGGCCGAGUAUGCUGAUUCAGGUAAUCAUUUUUGCCAUACCUUACCUUUUUUGGAUUCAAAUGAAAGUUGGGAUCUUUUUCAGAGCAAGCUGUGUAAGAGAUUGUCCCCUGAAUUUGAAAAAAUUGGUAGAGAGAUAGUAGACAAGUGCAAAGGAUUACCUCUUGCAAUUAUUGUGGCUGCUGGACUCCUCUCAAACUCUAACCAAACCUUUAUUCAUGAAUGGGAGCAUAUUGCAAAAUGUGUCCCUGCUUUGAGUUUAGAUCAGCAGGGUGAGAACAUCAUUGAUUUGAGUUACACCUUCUUGCCUCAUCACCUUAAACUUUGUUUUUUGUCAUUUGGGUGUUUUCCAGAAGACUCUAGGAUGUCUGAAAGUGAGAUUGUUUAUUUUUGGGUUCCAGAGGGAUUUCUAAAGGUUUUGAGGUCUGAGAGCAUGGAAGAUGUGGCAAGAAAAAAUUUACAAGAUCUUUUGGAUAGAAAUCUUGUUUUAAUUUUUCGAGAUAAAUUUGAUAAAGAAUUCUAUCAAAUGCAUGAUGUGUUGCGUGAAUUGGCUUUGAGAGAAGCCCAAAAAGAAAAUCUUUUAUGUUCCAAGAAGGGUUAUGAUAGAAGUUUGAGGUGGAAGAGAAAUGAAUCAAUAAAGUCUUCCCAUAUAUCUCAACCAUGGAGUAUCCAAUCAAGAAUUUGCAGUUACAACAGUAUAACUCCUACUAUCAACACUACUUCACUGUUUGAGUCUUUAAUACUGGAGGGGGUGCAUGCACAUUUAAAGUUUUUAAGGUCAUUGAGAGUAGACUGUUGGGUGAUAAAUGCCCAUAAUUUUCUGGCGAUUGUGGGUCUAGUGCAUCUGAGAAGUUUACGUAUUCAUUAUAUUCUUGGUGACUUGAAUAUUCAUUGUGGGUUGAAUAUUAAUUAUCUGCCUUUGUUCUUGUUGCGGAAUCUACAGAGUCUAGAAGUUUCUGGUUAUUCAUCAUGUGAACCCCUUCAUAUUUGGGGAUUAUCUCAAUUGAAGAUUAUUAUUUCCGACCGCAUUACACUAGUUCCUCCAAGAUCGGUUCAUCAUAAUUUGGAGAGCAUUAAAUAUUUGGAUUAUAGGAGUUGUACAAAGGAGUUGUUCCUGAGAAUCCCAAAUCUAAGGACAUUGAAUGUUAUUACUAAUCAUAGAAUAAAAUGCAAAGCUCCCAAUUGGUUUAAAAGUCUUGUCUAUUUAUAUAAAGUGGAAGCACUAGAAGUGCUUUAUGUCAAACAUGGAGAGUUUAGUACUAUUUAUUCUAUGGAGAUGACAAGCCUAGAGAAUUUUUGGCCAAAUCUUAAGGAGUUAAAACUCUUUGGUACAAAGUUAAAAUGGAAAGAUAUGGAUGUUGUUGGUAAGUUGUCUAAGCUUGAGGUCCUCAUAUUGUAUGAUGUUAAGGGUAAGAAAUGGAAACCCAAAGAUGGAGGAUUUCGUCGAUUAAGAUUCUUGAAGAUAUAUUGGAGUCCUCUACAAUAUUGGGAAGCCACUAGUAAUCAUUUUCCAGUCCUUGAAAAGCUAGACCUUGUUCACAUAAAAUUGAAAGAAAUUCCUAGUGAUUUUGCAGAAAUAACUACUCUCAAAUCAAUCACUUUAAGUGGUUGUUUAGAGUCACUUAUAUCAUCUGCUAAGCGUAUUCAAAAAGAGCAAGAAGAGUAUGGAAACGACACAUUUGUUGUUCAUAUUUCCUGAUGGUAGCAGCUAGGUUGCCCAGAGGUUGGCAAUUAGUGAAGAAAAUGCCAAAAAUCACAUUAGCUACUGCUUUACAUUAUGCUUCCAUGAAGUCAAUUCUAAAGGGAUCUACCUCUCAUUAUCACACACAACAGCCUCUGCCAUAAUUGAAUUGAAUUGAAGCGCUAGCUGAGGUUGUCCAUGAAGAUGAGAUGAGAUAGAUGCAGCCAACACACCACACAUCUACUAUACAGAGCGGAAGCUCGGUCCCCUGCUGAAGAAAUUGAAUGUUUUGAUUUUAAAAUCAUUGCAAGUGAUGGGCUUUCGAAUGUCUUGGCAAAUAAGGUUAGCACCUUUCGAGCCUUCUAUUGAUUGGUCUACUACAAGAACUAAUGCAACAAAACUUAUAGUGUUCACAUGUCACUGUAAGGUUGUCUUUCUUUGAGUGUGAAUGAUACCAACUUGACUAAAUAAUCAAUAAAUUGCAUGCUCAGCUGCAGUCACGGGUACUGUUAGCAUUUAGCAUAACUCCCUUUAGGCCUUGACAGGUGACAAAUAGCCAUUCCCCACCAAUUAGGCGUAAGCAAAAGAUGUAAAAGAUCAUACAAAGACAGAAGAUAUUAUUUGAUUACAAUUGAUUCUCUCUCGUUUUUGUUGCUACUGGAACAUCAAACAGUGCAUAUAUAUGGUAUUUAUUAAAUUAUCAUAUCAUUCUAUUUUCUCACUCUAUUCUCAUGUAUCUUAUCUACCUCAGAUUUUAAUUUAUUUUAUUCAUUUUAUAUAAGUGAAAGAGAAGGAUAUGAGUGUAGGAUUUAUCUAGGAGAUUGUAAAUAUCUAUGGAGUGAUAAAUUGAAUGAUAAUGAGCUUUCUUUUUUUUUUUGUCUGUGCAAGCAUAAGGCGUGUACCUUAUAUUGAAAAUAUGGUGUCUAUUUACUAAAGUUUGGAUGCUGCAUUUGUUGCCAAAGUCUCUAUGUCAUUGUCUUCAGCUACAGGAAGAUCAUUGGAGCGGAGUCUCUUGCCAGUUGAAGAUUCUCAACAUGUCAAUUCAGUUGCCAAUCUUGAGUGCACACUUCCCCCUGUGGUUCAAUGUUGGUGGCAGUAUGCAGAUAAUAGUUUGGAGAGAUGUAUACUAGUAGUUUGGAGAAUGAAUCAGAAGUUAAAUUCCAGAAUUUUAUAUUUUGACUUGUUUUAAAUUUUCAAUUGUAUAUUCAUGAAUGAAUUCUCUUCAAGUGUAUGAAAUGUGUAUAUAUUUUUCAACAAA
Molecule: messenger RNA, 4349 nt
Organism: Ipomoea triloba (trilobed morning glory)
Lineage: Eukaryota; Viridiplantae; Streptophyta; Magnoliopsida; Solanales; Convolvulaceae
Product: putative disease resistance RPP13-like protein 3
Exons: 6
Coding region: 104-3109 (1001 amino acids)
Biological process (GO): defense response to other organism
Molecular function (GO): ADP binding
Source: RefSeq, a predicted model, not a curated record